Sphaerodactylus townsendi is the source of this 1377-nucleotide messenger RNA. Its product is annotated as ras-related protein Rab-11A. Gene Ontology annotation, cellular component: postsynaptic recycling endosome; transport vesicle; axon. Bases 114 to 767 code for a protein of 217 amino acids. The transcript is spliced from 5 exons. Gene Ontology annotation, biological process: exocytosis; melanosome transport; neurotransmitter receptor transport, endosome to postsynaptic membrane. Gene Ontology annotation, molecular function: GTP binding; GTPase activity. The record is from RefSeq and is a predicted model, not a curated record. NCBI's taxonomy places the organism in Eukaryota, Metazoa, Chordata, Lepidosauria, Squamata, Sphaerodactylidae.
GGGCCGGCCGGUGGGCGGGGCCGAGGAGGAGGUGGAGGAAGAAGCCGCAGGAGCAGGGAGGGGCCGCGCUGGUCGGUCGGUUCCUGGGCAGAAGCGGCGACGGCGGCGUCACCAUGGGGGGCUCCCGAGACGACGAGUACGACUAUCUCUUCAAAGUUGUCCUCAUUGGGGACUCCGGGGUGGGCAAGAGCAACCUCCUCUCCCGCUUCACCCGCAACGAGUUCAACCUGGAAAGCAAGAGCACCAUCGGCGUGGAGUUUGCAACACGGAGCAUUCAGGUGGACGGCAAGACGAUAAAGGCUCAGAUAUGGGACACGGCCGGGCAGGAGCGGUACCGGGCGAUAACCUCAGCCUAUUACCGCGGCGCUGUGGGGGCCUUGCUAGUGUACGAUAUCGCCAAACACCUCACCUACGAGAACGUGGAGCGGUGGCUGAAAGAGCUGCGAGACCAUGCUGACAGCAACAUCGUCAUCAUGCUGGUGGGCAACAAGAGCGACCUGCGCCACUUGCGCGCCGUUCCCACGGAUGAGGCCCGAGCAUUUGCAGAAAAGAACGGCCUCUCAUUUAUUGAGACCUCUGCUUUGGACUCGACGAAUGUCGAAGCUGCCUUUCAGACCAUUUUGACAGAGAUCUACCGCAUCGUGUCUCAGAAGCAAAUGUCCGACAGACCUGGGAACGACAUGUCUCCGAGCAACAACGUGGUCCCGAUCCAUGUCCCCCCGACCACAGAAAACAAACCAAAGAUGCAGUGCUGUCAAAAUAUAUAACGCGUUUCUUUCCCGUAUAAUAAUUACCCACCCACCCCCCGUUUCACUAUGGAAGUAGAUCUUUGGGUUCAUGUUGGUAUUCCUUUGCUCCUCCCUCCCCCAAAUUGAAUUAAGUUUGUCUGAUUCUUUCACUGGAGUUCUCCACGUCUUAACUCUUUAAUUUCCAUGUUACGAAUCCUUCGUCGUUUGCAUGUGGCUGCAGCAUUAUGGAAAUGUUAGUCUGGCAAGGCAGACAUCAGGACGGAUUCCCUUUCCCAGCGUUUUGGCCGAUCUAGCAGAGAACUGAGGUGAGCCGCCCCUUUCCACCUUUUGCGGCUCAGAGCGGGAAUUGCAACACUCCAGAAAAUGUGAGUUGACUGCCCCUGAGAAUUUAAAAACAACAACACUUUUAUCCACUGAACCUCUAUACUGAAUCUCUCUGGAGGGACAGGCCGUGCACAGCUUCCCACUGGUGAAUGUAUCUGCCCUGCGAAGGUCAGUCUAGCGGAGCAGAGUCCCAAACCUUCAGGACUGAGGAAACCGCCUCCCCCCACCCCCGUGUCUCUUCACUGACCCGGUUGCUUUUUGAAAAUGCCUUAUGAAAGCAACAUAAGUGGCGUGUGAUUUAUUU